CAAGGGUCAUGAGACUUAUGUCAUGACCACGAGACUGCUGCAUUUGCCUCACUUCUCUGCCACCUUGGUCCUGCUCUUCUGAGAAGCUAACUGUGCAGUUGCCUCUAGCUCUCCUGGGCUGCCCACGCCGAAGGUCGGCCUCUCGUCUUUGCCUUAGAUUUUAUUCUGAUGGCUGAUUCAAAACCACACCCUGCCCUUGAUGGGGACGCUGUGGCUGUGGAAGCCUUGCUCCGGGAGGUGUUUGGGAUUGUUGUUGAUGAGGCCAUUCGUAAAGGAACCUGUGCCUCCGAGAAGGUCUGCGAGUGGAAGGAGCCAGAGGAGUUGAAGCAGUUGCUGGAUUUGGAGUUGCGGAGCCAGGGGGAGUCCCAGGAGCAGAUCCUGGAGCGGUGCCGGGCUGUGAUCCACUACAGCGUCAAGACUGGUCACCCCCGGUUCUUCAACCAGCUCUUCUCAGGGCUGGAUGCUCACGCUCUGGCCGGGCGCAUUAUCACUGAGACCCUCAACACCAGCCAGUACACAUAUGAAAUUGCCCCUGUGUUUGUACUCAUGGAAGAGGAGGUGCUGAAGAAACUCCGGGCCCUGGUGGGCUGGAGUUCUGGGGAUGGGGUCUUCUGCCCAGGUGGCUCGGUCUCCAACAUGUAUGCUAUAAACCUGGCCCGCUACCAGCGCUUCCCAGAUUGCAAGCAGCGGGGCCUCCGGGCACUGCCGCCCCUGGCCCUCUUCGCUUCAAAGGAGUGUCACUACUCCAUCAAGAAGGGAGCUGCCUUUUUGGGACUUGGCACUGACAGUGUUCGAGUGGUCAAGACUGAUGAGAGAGGGAAAAUGGUCCCCGAGGACCUGGAGCAGCAGAUCAUUAUGGCCGAGGCUGAGGGUGCAGUGCCAUUCCUGGUCAGUGCCACCUCUGGCACCACCGUGCUGGGGGCCUUUGACCCGUUGGAGGCAAUUGCUGAUGUGUGCCAGCAUCACGGUCUGUGGCUGCAUGUGGAUGCUGCCUGGGGUGGGAGCGUCCUGCUGUCACAGACACACAGGCAUCUCCUGGAUGGGAUCCAGAGGGCUGACUCUGUGGCCUGGAAUCCUCACAAGCUCCUUGCAGCAGGCCUGCAGUGCUCUGCGCUGCUUCUCCGGGACACCUCGAACCUGCUCAAGCGCUGCCACGGGGCCCAGGCCAGCUACCUUUUCCAGCAGGACAAGUUCUACGAUGUGGCUCUGGACACGGGAGACAAGGUGGUGCAGUGUGGCCGCCGUGUGGACUGUCUGAAGCUGUGGCUCAUGUGGAAGGCGCAGGGCGGGCAAGGCCUGGAGCAGCGCAUUGACCAGACCUUUGCCCUUGCCCGGUACUUAGUGGAGGAAAUGAAGAAGCGGGAUGGAUUUGAGUUGGUCCUGGAGCCUGAGUUUGUCAACGUGUGUUUCUGGUUUGUACCCCCCAGUCUUCGGGGGAAGCAGGAAAGUCCGGAUUACAGUGAGAAGUUGUCUAAGGUGGCUCCUGUGCUCAAGGAGCGCAUGGUGAAAGAGGGCUCCAUGAUGAUUGGCUACCAGCCCCAUGGGACCAGGGGCAACUUCUUCCGAAUGGUUGUGGCCAACCCCUCCCUGACCCUUGCUGAUAUGGACUUCCUCCUCGACGAGCUGGAGCGGCUGGGCCAGGACCUGUGAGACUGCUCCUCCUCACUGCCACCCUUCACACAGAGUCCCUAGGUCCCUCCCUGUGUUCUCAAGAACAACCUUUCUGAGAAACAAAGUAGGCUUCACAAUGUCUAUAUGCUUUGACCCACUAACUUUCCUCACUAAAUAUUUGAGAAUGUUUAAAUAAACGAUAGUAUAGCCA
This is a messenger RNA of Otolemur garnettii (small-eared galago), 1822 nucleotides long. RefSeq names its product cysteine sulfinic acid decarboxylase (gene CSAD). The transcript has 15 exons. Gene Ontology annotation, biological process: carboxylic acid metabolic process. Gene Ontology annotation, molecular function: sulfinoalanine decarboxylase activity; pyridoxal phosphate binding. The coding region runs from base 169 to 1650 and encodes 493 amino acids. Gene Ontology annotation, cellular component: cytoplasm. NCBI's taxonomy places the organism in Eukaryota, Metazoa, Chordata, Mammalia, Primates, Galagidae. The record is from RefSeq and is a predicted model, not a curated record.